CUCAGCCCCUCCCUGUGUAGGAAUGUACAGAACUGGUUAAUGAGUGUCAGAGACUUUAGUGUCACUUCUCUCUUCUGCUCUCAGCGAUGGCGUCUGCUGAUCUGAGGAAGGAGCUGGAAUGUUCCGUCUGUCUGAACAUUUAUACAGAUCCUGUGACCCUGAAAUGUGGUCACAACUUCUGCCGGGACUGUAUUGGUCGUGUGUGGGAUACACAGGAGGGGUCUGGAGGUUAUUCCUGUCCUGAAUGUAGAGAAGAGUCCCAAAAUCGGCCUGCACUGCACAGGAACAUAACACUACGUAACAUAGUGGAGAAUUUCCUGUCCACCCAUCCAGAUCAGGAGGAGUCCGGGGUCUUCUGUACUUGCUGUAUUCACACUCCUGUACCUGCUGUCAUAUCCUGUCUGCAUUGUGAAGCUUCUCUGUGUGACAAUCACCUGAGAGUCCACAGCAAGUCACCAGAACAUGUCUUAUGUGACCCCCCCACCACUUCCCUGGAGAACAGGAAAUGCUCCGUCCAUAAGAAGAUCCUGGAGUAUUACUGCACUGAGGACUCCUCCUGCAUCUGUGUGUACUGCGGGUUCAUUGGAGAUCAUCGGGGACACCAGGCUGGAGGACCAAAUAUUGGGGCUGUACAGCAAACAUCGGGGGUGUCGGGGGUUACAGACAUAUUACUGGAUGAGAGGACAGCUUGUAAUUAUCUACAUAUAUCAGAUGACAGGAAAACUGUAUCGGUAUCAUCAUCACAUCAGAAUCACCCAGAAACACCAGAGAGAUUUCAGUAUUCUCAGGUGAUGAGCAGUCAGAGAUUUUCUUCUGGGAGACAUUACUGGGAAGUGGAUGUCGGGGGGGCACAGAACUGUAGAGUCGGGAUGUGUUACCCCAGUAUAGACAGGACAGGGGAUCAGUCAGUAAUUGGAUGUAAUAAGAAGUCCUGGAGUUUAGAGGGGUGGGGGCCGGGUAAUGAGUACUCGGUGAGAUAUGACAAGAAUAAGAUCCGAUUACCCGGCAGUGUCUCCAGUAAGAGAGUCAGGAUAGAUCUGGAUUAUGAGGCCGGGCGGAUCUCCUUUUAUGAUCUGUGUGACCCGAUCCGACAUCUCCACACCUUCACCACCACCUUCACUGAGCCCCUCCAUGCUGGGGUAUAUAUAGUGGGAGGUUGUAUAAAGAUAUGUGGAGGUGGAUUAUCUGAUUGGUGAUUGGUGCAACACUCAUCCAAUAGGAGGAAGCAGAGGACAGGAAACAUGACUGAUUUAUUUAUAAAGCUGCAGGUUUCGGGGCCGUCAUCUUCAUCCUAAACCUCACUUCACUACCUAGUGUGUCACUGACCAGGAACAAGCAUGCAGGAGGUCAGAUUGUUCAGCCUUCACUGGCUGCAUGCUUGUUCUGGGUCAGUGACACACUACAUAGUGUAGCCAGGAUCAGGGUGAUGGCCCUGGGGUCUCUACCAUCACUGUGUAUCUAUAGAAAAACUCCAUCUAAAAAUUAAGAGUAA
Messenger RNA from Rana temporaria (common frog), 1492 nucleotides. RefSeq names its product probable E3 ubiquitin-protein ligase TRIML1. NCBI's taxonomy places the organism in Eukaryota, Metazoa, Chordata, Amphibia, Anura, Ranidae. Gene Ontology annotation, molecular function: zinc ion binding; protein binding. The coding region runs from base 87 to 1196 and encodes 369 amino acids. The record is from RefSeq and is a predicted model, not a curated record. The transcript has a single exon.